Messenger RNA from Nerophis lumbriciformis (worm pipefish), 1258 nucleotides. RefSeq names its product ras-related protein Rab-35. The record is from RefSeq and is a predicted model, not a curated record. NCBI's taxonomy places the organism in Eukaryota, Metazoa, Chordata, Actinopteri, Syngnathiformes, Syngnathidae. Gene Ontology annotation, molecular function: GTP binding; GTPase activity.
UUCUCAGUGUAUGUUUGACACCGCUUUGUCCCACAGACCAUGAAGGCAGCAUGCUAUGAUAGCGGGUCAUCAGGUGUGGUCGGUACCAGACGGCCGGACUCCACCGAGCAGAACCAGGCCUUCGCGGAACCUGCCGACCAGCUGUCACAACAUGAGCCUCCUCUUCUAAAGAAAUGAGUGACCCUUCACCCUGUUGUCAAACAUCAGACAAAAAGAGGAAGAUGAUUUUUGAAUAGUUGUCCUCGAGGAGCGAGAAAUCUUCAUGUUUGCAUGCAGAGCUGUGAUUGGUGCAGCCAUGAGUGACUGGAGCAAAGAGCAGCUCAGAUCUCCACUUUGGAGCUGAUGGUCUCCUGAUGCUUCCUGGUCUGAAGACUAAGGACAGGACCCAGACUCCCGUCAACGCCUUCUUCUUUGUUGUCAUAAUGGCGGGAAAAGACUACAAUCAUCUCUUUAAGUUACUCAUCAUCGGCGACUCUAAUGUCGGGAAAAGCAGCCUCCUGCUCCGCUUUGCUGACAAUUCCUUCUCUGGAAGCUACAUCACAACUAUCGGCGUGGACUUCAAGAUCCGAACGGUGGACAUCGGCGGCGAGCGCAUCAAGCUGCAGAUUUGGGACACCGCGGGCCAGGAAAGAUUCCGAACCAUCACGUCAACGUACUACAGGAACACACACGGUGUCAUCAUCGUGUAUGACGUCACCAAUCCUGAGUCCUUUGUCAACGUCAAGCGGUGGUUAAAUGAGAUCUCUCAGAACUGUGACAACGUCUGCAAAGUUCUAGUGGGAAACAAGAACGACGACCCCUCAAGGAAGCAGGUGGAUACCCAGGAUGCUUUGCAGUUUGGAGAGUCGGUGGGGGUGCCCGUGUUCGAGACCAGCGCCAAAGAGAACAUCAACGUGGAGGAGAUGUUCAUGGCCUUCACCCACAUGGUGCUGCGGGCCAAGAAGCAGAGCCAGAGCCGAGCCGAGCGGGAUCGAGAGCGCGACAAGGACACUGUGAACAUCAAUGCGCAGAGAGAGCGAGACCGCAGGAAGCGAGGAAAGAAAUGCUGCUGAGGACAGGAAGUGACCUGCGGCCUCCUCUACUUGUCUUAUUCUUACGCUUGAAAGGACUUGUCUAGGACUAGAGGAGCAGCAAGUUAAAAACAAACUUUUGCACUUUAUUGUGCCACAAUCCAACUGACCGAAAGGGAACUUACUAGAAACUAACACAUGUGACCAGGAGCUUUCAUUUUUUUAACUAUAAUAAAGUCUUACCUCCA